Molecule: messenger RNA, 1389 nt
Organism: Trichomycterus rosablanca
Lineage: Eukaryota; Metazoa; Chordata; Actinopteri; Siluriformes; Trichomycteridae
Gene: nyx
Product: nyctalopin
Exons: 1
Coding region: 1-1389 (462 amino acids)
Cellular component (GO): extracellular matrix
Molecular function (GO): protein binding
Source: RefSeq, a predicted model, not a curated record
AUGGUCCUGCCCCAUGGCGUCACCCUCUGGUCCUGCUCUAGUUCCUGUCCUCCCAGAUGCACGUGCACUCAGGAAAAGGGCUGCACUGUACUGUGUGACCACGCUAAUCUAGCAGAACUGCCUAGAGAGUUUCCUUGCGAAGCCUUGUCUAUUAACCUAGAAAAGAACAGCCUCAAGUUUUUGUCAGAGCGAGCUUUUGGCACACUGCCCUCUCUAAAGUCACUUUUACUGGAUCACAAUAACAUUUCUUUUAUCACACCAGGAGCUUUUAAAGGGCUGCCCAAUCUACUGGAGCUUAAGAUGGCCCACAACAAGUACAUUCGCUACCUUCAUACACGGACCUUCACUUCCCUCAAAUGGCUGGUGAGCCUGGACCUUUCUGACUGCAACCUCUUUAACAUGCCUGACCGCAUCUUCCUGGAACAGGUCUCACUUAGAGAGCUGGUUUGUUUUCAAAAUAAUUUCAGACGCAUUCCAGGUGCAAUACGCAGAAUGGAGAACCUGACACGUGUUUACCUGGAGCGCAAUAAAAUUGAAGCAGUAGCAUACAACUCUUUGCUGGGUCUGACCAACCUUAAGUAUCUAAACCUUCAAGAGAAUCGGAUCAGUGUUAUCCAUGAUGAGGCCUUUAAAGACCUACAACAGCUAGAAAACUUUUACCUGAACGACAAUCUACUGGUGGACUUACCAGUGCAAUGUUUCAAGGGUCUAAGUCAUCUGAAGAUAUUGAAUCUUGGUGGCAAUUUUCUAAGCAAUAUCUCUAAAACCUGGUUCAGUGAUCUGAUAGAACUGGAGGUGCUGUACCUGGACCGAAAUCGUCUGAACUUUAUUGAGGAGGAUGCAUUUAAAAACCUGAUUAGCCUCAUGUCACUGCACCUCAAUAGCAACAACCUUACUGCACUGCCUUUCACUGUCUUUCAGCCUGUCUACUUUAUUGGACGGAUUUAUUUGUUUCGCAACCCUUGGGAUUGCAACUGUGACUUAGAAUGGCUAAAAGAGUGGAUGGAGAGCUAUAGGCUGGUAAGGGACAUUCCGUGUGCAUCCCCUUCUUCGGUAGCUGGGCUGGACUUAAGCAAGGUGGUCUAUACUCAUCUAAACAGUACCUGCAUAGACCCAGCAGAGCUUGACCUGACACCAGCUGUUCCAGAUAACACCCCCACAGAGAGCAAGUUUAAUAGCCUGAUUUCCAAACUGCUGCACCAGGAACUCAGGGAUAAGACUGGGAACUCAACAGAGAACCAGAAAAACAGCACAGUGCAGGAGGCAGCAGAAGGCCAGGUUUCGUGUGCCUAUAAAUCCUCCAGUGCUGGCCUUAUUACCCUACUGGCAUGGUUGUUUCUUAUACAAGCCCUGUCAUGCUGCCUGUUAAACCAUAUUAAUGCCUCAUGA